Molecule: messenger RNA, 663 nt
Organism: Ficedula albicollis (Collared flycatcher)
Lineage: Eukaryota; Metazoa; Chordata; Aves; Passeriformes; Muscicapidae
Gene: NXPH3
Product: neurexophilin 3
Exons: 1
Molecular function (GO): signaling receptor binding
Source: RefSeq, a predicted model, not a curated record
CACCGCCGGCCCCAGCCGCUCCAUCCCCGUGCCCAGGUGUGCUGCGCUCCAGCGGAUCCAGGCGAGCCCAAGCUGCGGGAGCUGCUGUCCCCAAAGCCGCUCCCGAACCCGAACCCGAACCCGAACCCGAACCGGACCCACCCGGGACAGGCCCGGGCCGGGCGGGACCUGGGGCCGGCCUCGGGCAGGCUGCAGAAGCUUUUCGGCUGGGGCGAUUUCUACUCCAACAUCAAGACGGUGAAGCUGAACCUGCUGAUCACGGGCAAGGUGGUGGAUCACGGCAACGGCACCGUCAGCGUUUUCUUCCAGCACAACUCCACGGGCCACGGCAACAUCUCCGUGAGCCUCGUGCCCCCCACCAAGGCCGUGCAGUUCGACCUGGAGCAGCAAAUCUUCAUCGAGGCCAAGGAGUCCAAGGUGUUCAAUUGCCGCGUGGAGUCGGAGCAGGUGGCGCGGGCCAGGAAAACCUCGCUGUGCACCUUCGACCCGGCCAAGACGUGCUCGCAGGAGCACACGCAGAGCCGCGCGGCCUGGCUGUGCUCGCAGCCCUUCCGGGCUGUCUGCGUCUACAUCACCUUCUACAGCAGCGACUAUCGCCUGGUGCAGAAGGUGUGUCCCGACUUCCACACCCACAGCCGCCGGCCCUACUCCCCCUCGGGAUGA